This is a messenger RNA of Helianthus annuus (common sunflower), 857 nucleotides long. RefSeq lists its product as uncharacterized. Bases 111 to 644 code for a protein of 177 amino acids. The record is from RefSeq and is a predicted model, not a curated record. Lineage: Eukaryota; Viridiplantae; Streptophyta; Magnoliopsida; Asterales; Asteraceae. The transcript has 2 exons.
UCAUAGCUCCUUCAUCUUCAUGUCCUGAUCGAUUCGAUUAUCUACUUUCAUGUGUAUCUGCAUCACGUAAUUCGUUUAAUCCAAUUGAAACAAGAUUUAAUUCAAGUGAAAUGGAUCCAGAACCAAACAGUGACAAUGAAGAGAAAAAAGAUCCAAAAAUUACUGAGGAUAUGAAGGAAAAAGCAAAGGGUAAGAGGCCCAUGACUCGAUCAAGUAGCAAACAAGUCGAAAUGGAUAGUGAAACAGCGUUAAAUCUGGCACUGAUAACCCAGAAGGCCCAAGGAAUUGUGAUUGAUGAAGCUAGAGUACUAAGAAGCAAAGGAAAUGCGCCUGCUGUUGGUGUUGGUUCUAAAAAAAGCAAGGGAAAACAGUUGGAAAAUGUUGCAAAGGGCUCUUACUAUCUGAGAUCGAGUCGAAAGGGGAUGGAUAUAGAUGGUAAACCACCAAAGGCAAAGACAGUGUCUGGUAAAAAGCGCAAAGGGGGAGAGAGGAAAAGGUUGCAAAGCCCGGAAACUGAUACUGAAGAGAUGUGCAAAAGAAUUAAAAGGAAAAGAGAUCGUGAUGACGAUGCAGAUGAUAUGGAUGCAACUCCAGCACGCAUGACUCGGUCUAGUAGUAAACUGAGGAGGGUAAAUUCCCUUUAGAGGUAUUGUUGAUUCUUUGCUUUUGGAUCUGAAUCUUGUUGAAGAAAAGUUUGAAACACUAUAGGUCUUAAUCCAUGCUUCCUGUCAUACUGUGUACAUGUGUAUAUUCAACUUUGUCGAAUAGUUUUGGUUAGCAAAUGUUGUGGUUUGUAUAUCUGAAUCAUGUUGAAUAAAAGUUUGAAACACUAUGGGUCUUAAUCCAUGCUUUCUGUA